GUCACCAACAUCUUCCAGUUCGGAUGGUGGAGGUGUAAGCAGCGCACUGGCGAGCUGACCCACUGGCAGAGGUGGGAUGCUGCUUACUACCUUGGCGCCGCCAUCCCCAUGAACUUGGGAAUGCCUCUAGCAGUUGUCCUCAUCUACAUCGGUGAAUGGGGCUAUCCGGGGUCCAAGAUGUGGCAUUCUAGCAGCUGGAUGCCCAACACAGUCCAUGGCAUCACGCUCUACGUCUUCAAGUGGAUUGGCGUGAUUUUCCUGACCAUCGGGGUCUUGAAGGCGACACAGCUUCACACCAAGAUCCAAAAGAAGUGGAGGAAGCUCAGGGGCAAGGGGCAACCACAG
Symbiodinium pilosum is the source of this 345-nucleotide messenger RNA. The record is from the annotation of a GenBank genome assembly. NCBI's taxonomy places the organism in Eukaryota, Dinophyceae, Suessiales, Symbiodiniaceae.